This is a messenger RNA of Copidosoma floridanum, 1594 nucleotides long. RefSeq lists its product as uncharacterized. The record is from RefSeq and is a predicted model, not a curated record. NCBI's taxonomy places the organism in Eukaryota, Metazoa, Arthropoda, Insecta, Hymenoptera, Encyrtidae.
ACAUACUUACAGUGUGGACACUGUGGACAGUGUGUGCUCACAUGCAAUUGAUUCCUUCCAUGUGACGCAAAAGAGACAGUAAUAUUUAUUCGAUAUAUUGGCAAAAGUGUCAAAAUGACGAUGGAAACAAUGGAGACAAUGGAGCAACAAUCCGAGAACACUGAUUUAAAGCCCAAGGACACAAGCAGCCAUGCCAAAGAGAUCUCGGAAAGAUUUACCGACAAUGGAGGAUCAUAUGACAUGGUAGUGAAAAAAAUGCUCAAUGACGGACACGAAGGAGAGCUGUGCCUCUGGCUGAAGGAAGUAAGCUUAAUCAGAUCAGACAUGAACUGCCUAACUGAAAGCUGCAAUGGCAAAAGUCUCACGUGGCAACCCUCCAGAGUAGUUGAUAAAUAUUGCUGGUAUUGCACUAACUGUAAGAAAAAACAAUUCAUCAGGGACAGUUCAUUUUUCUUACAAAUCAAGUGUGAACUGAAAAUCUGUAUGCAAAUCAUUGUUGCCUGGUGUCAAUUUACACCUUCUGAAGUAGUAGUGUCGUACUUAGGAUUAAAACACUUUGUUGUUCGAAAAACUUACGAAAAAUUAGCAAAAGUAGCUGAACUGUAUGUGGUUAAUCAUAUAAAUGAAUGGAUAUUAGGUGGCCCAGACAAAAUUAUAAUUAUCGACGAAUAUCCUAGUGGAUAUAUGACGGAAACUUUAAUUAACGCUCCAGUUACUAAAAGACGAAAUAAUAAUAAUUGUCAUACCAUUUUGUGCAUGGCUGAAGUAAAGGAUAUUCCUCCUAGAAUGUGGAUGCAUAUAAUGAACGCUAAUCCAGAAUCUAUAUCUCCGAAAAAUGCGAAAAAUCAAAAACAAGCAACCAAGUGUGGUAUGGUUGAAGAAGCUUUAAAAGAAAUUUGUGCCCAUGCAAAACCUGGUAGUUAUCUCAUAGCAAAUAAGAAAGCUCGUUGCUGCAAUUAUGAGUCAUUGAAAGAAUUAAAAGACUACAAAGUUGUUAGUCUUGAAGGUUUACAAACUCAUGAUACUCCUGGAAAGAAUGAACUCUUAAACAAUAUUGAAACCAUAUGGCAAACAGGGAUUGAAGUAUGUGAAGAUAUUCAAGACACCACGCGCGCUCAGGGGUUGCAAUUUUUUUAUCUACACUUGUGGAGACAAAGAUUCGCUACGACCCCAGCAAGUGCUUUUGAGCACAUUAUACAACACAUUGCCGAGUGUUUUCCUUUCACGUAAACUUGUGUGUUUAAAUUUAAAAAUGUAUUAUUUUGAGCUUUUCAAAUAAUUUAUUUAGCUAGGAAUAUCAUUAAGAAAGAGACUAUUUGUAAGAGUUAUAUAUUUUCUGAGAUAUUUAAAGUUUAAGCGAGAAAAGAAGUCUUCCAAAACGACAUUUCGCGCACAAUCAAAAAUCACACAAGUGCCUUAAAUAACUUGAGUUAUGUUUAAUUACAACUGUUAACUACUUAGAGAAUUUAUAAGAAAUCAGUGGUUUUUUGCCUUUGUAAGUCUUACAGCACAUACUGAGCCAGAGAGGCUAAAGUGUCUUAAUAGCAUUAUAUUCUUCAAUUCCAGUGAAAUAUUCCUUUAUUGUUAUAAUGAU